AUGAUGAAUAAUUACCGAAUAAUCGAAUUAAAAGGAAGAAGACACGAAUUAUAUAUUCCCUUUGAUUUUGUGGAAAAAUACAACAAGAAUUUCUAAUUUUAAAUCCUUGAAGAUUUAGCUGUAACCCAUAAACCUAAAAAAGCCUCAAAUUAAAUUUUUAUUACUAAUUUUUAUAAAGUAAACUUCUUUUCUAAUACUUAUUCUUUAAAUUUUACUCAACAAAUAAUCCCAGCAACCCUAAUUCUUACUAAACUAGUCAAUUUCUCAAAAUUAAUGUAAAAAUCAAUAUUCUAAUAAGUCUAUUAAUGUGUAGAAUUUAAUGAAAUCGACGAAACUUUCAACUAUUAAUCUUGUUAUUUCUAAAGAGAAAACACUACUCAUAUAGCCUGCUCUUGUUAUUCUCUAAAUGGGUAUAUUGCUGUAUUAAUGAAUAAAUAAAAUGCAUUAUAACUACCUACUUUAGACGAUUUAUAUAUGAAAAAUAGCUUCAAAUUUGAUGUUUUAUAGACUGAAAAAUAUCGAAUUCAUUAAGUUUAUAAUAAUAGCUAGAAUUAAGUUGAAAAUGGUCUAUAAAACUAAAAAGUUGAAAUACGAUUAAAAAAUAUAUUCGAUAUUAAUAAUAAAUAGGCAAUUUUAAAUAUUCUUUAUAUUAUUUUUUCCUUACUUAUUUCAUUGCAUAUAUUUGCAUAUUUAAAAUCUUGUUUUUUAGAUGUUUAUAUAAAUUCCAAAAUAAUCAUUAAUACCUCUUUUUUGUAUUAUUUUCCUUAUUUUGCUUUAUUUUUUGGCCAAACGAAUAAUUUUAUUACUAAUUCUUCCAGAGUUUCCACUUUUAUAUAUAUAUAAAUAACUCAUUUAUCAUUAUCUGCUAUAUAUUGCAAUUAUUUAAACUUCAAUCUAUCCAGCAAGAUAUAUUAGCAAAUAAUAUCCAUUAUAACAAUUACUAGUUCUAUUAUUUUCGUAUAUUUGACUUUAGGUAUAUUUAAUUUGAUAUUUUUAGGGUUAAAUUCUACUUAUUAAUAUUAAGAUAUAAAUAAAUAGAAGAUUAUAGAUGGAUUUAAGUAUAAUUUUGGUAUCUAAAUGAUUUUCCUUACUACUUUUUUAUCCUUUAUUUUUAUACUUAUAUGGUAAUUGGGUAAUUUAAAAGAGGAAUAUUAUGAGUUUUGGACUAAUAUAGUAUAUAUGACAUUUUAUUUUGAUUUAGGAUUAGAUUUUUUCGUUAUGUUGAUUGUUAUGCUUAUAGGAACAGAUAAUAUAUUAUCUAAUUUUAUAUAAUUAAGGGGUUUUGCAGCUCUAAAAGAAGGAAGAAUUUAAUUAGAUUAAAGUUCUUCUUUGAUUGGAUAAUCUAUAAUAAAAACAAAAAAAUAAAGAAAUUGA
This is a messenger RNA of Ichthyophthirius multifiliis, 1374 nucleotides long. RefSeq lists its product as hypothetical. The record is from RefSeq and is a predicted model, not a curated record. Lineage: Eukaryota; Ciliophora; Oligohymenophorea; Hymenostomatida. The transcript has a single exon.